Panthera uncia (snow leopard) is the source of this 1110-nucleotide messenger RNA. RefSeq names its product 60S ribosomal protein L28-like. The transcript has a single exon. The record is from RefSeq and is a predicted model, not a curated record. Lineage: Eukaryota; Metazoa; Chordata; Mammalia; Carnivora; Felidae. Gene Ontology annotation, cellular component: cytosolic large ribosomal subunit; ribosome. Bases 164 to 808 code for a protein of 214 amino acids. Gene Ontology annotation, molecular function: structural constituent of ribosome. Gene Ontology annotation, biological process: translation.
CAUCAGCCUGGGCUCCAGACCUGCCCCAAAUCUGUCGCCUGGAGCUCUUCCCAUCUCCAGCAAUGGAUGGUCGGGCAGAAAUGCUCCAGCUUCCUGAUCAAGAGGAACAAGCAGGGGCGCCUGGGCGGCUCAGUCCGUGAAGCCUCCGACUUGGGCUCAGGUCAUGAUCUCACGAUUGGUGCGUUCGAGCUCCACGUCGGGCUCUGCGCUGACAGCUCGGAGCCUGGAGCCUGCUUCCGAUUCUGUGUAUGUGUGUGUGCGUGUGUCUUUCUCUCUCUCUGCCCCUCCCCCACUUGUGCGCUCUCUCUGUCUCUCUCUCUCAAAAAUAAACUUAAAAACAAAGUGUAAUAAAAAAAAGAGAGAAAGAGAGAGAAACAAGCAGACGUUCAGCACCGACCCCAAUAACCCGAAGGCUCGCAAGUCCUCUAACGACAACGGGUUGAUUCACCUCUACACUGUGGGCGUGAAGUCUGGGGCUGAUGGCAAACGCGUAGUGGUGGUCAUGAAGCGGAGAUCCCUCCAGGGAAAACCCACCACCCCCUACCUGUGGACCACCAUGAACAAGAACGCCCCGGCCACCCUCGGAAGCAUCAGGCACAGGAUCCACACGAACAAGGACCACCCAGAUCCGUACGUGGCCGCCAUUCGCACAGCCAGCGCCAUCCCUCGCCGCCAGAAGCCUGUGACGGUGAAGAGGAAGAGGCCCGCCCCACCAAGAGCUCCUGAGCACCUGCCCCCCACCUCCAAAGCAAUAGAGAUGUCAACCACUUCAAAAAAAACAAACAAAAACAAAAACAAAAAACUGUGACCCGGAGCCACUCCCGGCCAACCUGCAGCCUGAAAUAGCCAAGCCCAGCCAAGAUCAAUCAGAUCCCCACAGCCCUGCCGGACCCCGAGCAAGAAAAAUAAAUUCCCAUUAUUGUAAGCCACUGAGUUUUGGAGUGUUUGUUCCGCAGCCUUAUUGUGGCAAGAGCCGACUAUUACAAUGACCAAUAUGCAACGUGCAGAUUGACCCUGGGCCUUGUUUGGGCUGUAUGUCACCGCUCGGCAUCCAGUGUGACAGGUGAGGAAUGCUAAGGCAGGAGUGGCAGUCCUAUGACUUGGACAGCA